AUGUUGAAUGGGAAAUUUGUAAAAGCUAGAGAAAGUCAACACUAUUGGGGAUUCCCUGAACCGAGAUUUGAUCCUGUGACAAGGACAAUGGUGCCUGGGUUUGAAAUACUACUUGAUUGCAACAACAACGUUCCAAGAUUGAAGAAAGAAGAUACAACUUGGGUCCCUACUGAUUGGGCUAAUUACAUGGACCCUGAUGCCAUGACUACACUUCUUGGAGAUCCUAUUUGCAAUAUAGAAGAAGAAGAAGAACGAGGAAGGGGAGCAGCCCCUAGUGAUGAUGAGCAUGGAAGUGAUGACAAGAAUGAUAGUAGUAGUGAUAGCAGCAGCAGUGACACUAGACAUGAUGAUGAUGACAACAACACCGAUAGUAAGAGUAAUAGCAACAAGGAUUAUGAUAGCCCAUACAGUAGCAAUGAUUGGGGUGAACCCCUUAGUGAUAGAGAAGAUGAAGACGUAGAUCUUUUUUAUGAAGAAUAUGAUAAUGAUGUGGACUACUAUGAUGAAAAUAUUGAAGAUGACGCCAAAGCUAACAGGUGGAGUGACACUGAUAAUGACUAA
This is a messenger RNA of Quercus lobata, 561 nucleotides long. RefSeq names its product clumping factor B-like. The coding region runs from base 1 to 561 and encodes 186 amino acids. The record is from RefSeq and is a predicted model, not a curated record. NCBI's taxonomy places the organism in Eukaryota, Viridiplantae, Streptophyta, Magnoliopsida, Fagales, Fagaceae. The transcript is spliced from 2 exons.